Messenger RNA from Symbiodinium natans, 1146 nucleotides. The record is from the annotation of a GenBank genome assembly. Lineage: Eukaryota; Dinophyceae; Suessiales; Symbiodiniaceae.
AUGAAUGCUCAGAACGUGCUGGAGAUGAUGCGGUAUGAUUACACGCUGCUCGGGCUGCAAUCUUCGUUGAGCAGCAUGGGCUUGGCGGUAACCUUUGGUGUGUUAAUCGAAAUGGGUCCGCCCAGCGUCAUUCGUGGCUGCAUCUACACUUUCGCCCGUGAUGGAAGCGCGUGGAGUUUCUUGAGCCGGCAGGAGAUCGCCUUGUGGAGCGAACUUUUUACUCCCAAUGAUGGGCGAAGGUUUGUACGCCUUGGCAAAGACAUUCUCAUGAUGAGGGAUGGAGCCGGUGCUUCUGGAACCCCGUUGCAGUGGAUAGCUUUCCAGUUCGAAGAGGGCAACUGGACCCGGCGUCCUGAGGCAGAUCUCCCUAGGAAUGGUGCUCCCCAAUCUUCGACGGUGAGGGAACUCGCACAUGACGGCCGGACCCUUGCGGCAGGGCCAGGUGCGAAUGGAGAAAUCUUCAUCCACGAAUGGCAGGGAGACUCCUGGCGAAGCCCCGUCGCAAACUUGUCGGUUCCCGCAGAAGCUGGCGUCGAACUUAGGCAACUGUAUUUUCUCGAAGUGCACGGAGACUAUCUUCUCGCAAUGCGGUACGGAUUUUCCUCGCAGGCCCAGGCCUUGGUUCAGGUGCUGGUAAUUCACAAGCGUGCAGACGGCUCGUGGCCUGAAGUCUACCGUGCCAAAGCGCCAGAAGAGUACAAUGCCAUGUCUGCCAGCAUCCACAGCUCUGGCAAGUCAGUGGUGACGUAUUCGUCUUUCAACUACAGGUUGAAGCUAGGCUUCGUCCGAGUGUUCGAGUCGGGAUCCGGUGACAAUUGGACCGUGACGCAGACCGUGUUCCGCAACUUCAGUCGGGAUCCUAAUCCCAUCGUGGCCCUCUCAGCAGAGGCAGUGGUCUUGGCAGAGAAUGAGUCACCGCUCCCGCCCACCAGCAUCAUCUACAGUUGCAACGACACUGGCACGAUGAUUCCUACAGCUCGGACACCCACUGCAGCAGGGACGCCCUUCACGAGUCCACGAUGCUUCAAGCCCUGCAAGGGGCGCUUUCCUCGACGACGGCGUCUCCGCCUGCGUAUGUGCAUACGGCGCUGUAGGGCCAGGCGUAAAAUGGGGCACGGCAUAAGGCACUCAGCAUCUGUACAGUGA